UGCAGCUUCUCCCGCUUCUCUUUGAAUUGCCACGCAGGACCCGGAAGUAAAUCCCCCGAUAGCGGAAGCAGAAGCUUUGUGAGACCGGAAGCGAGUAUACAGCAAACAUGGCGUCGGCGGUGCUGGCGUUGACGACGCGGGCCGCUGCUGCAGCCCUGCUGAGGCCUCCUCAGGUGGCAGCUCUUGCCGUCAGAUACGCAUCCAAGAAGACAGGUGGCAGCUCCAAAAACCUCGGUGGAAAGUCACGAGGCAAAAGCUAUGGCAUCAAGAAAUUGGAGGGUCACUAUGUUCAUGCCGGCAACAUCCUUGGGACUCAACGCCAGUUUCGCUGGCACCCAGGCGCCCACGUGGGGCUGGGGAAGAGGAAGUGUCUGUAUGCCCUGGAGGAGGGGAUCGUCCGCUACACGAAGGACGUCUACGUGCCCAACCCCAAGAACGCAGAGGCUGUGGAUCUGGUCUCCAGGCUGCCCCAGGGCGCUGUGCUCUAUAAGACUUUUGUCCACGUGGUUCCUGCCAAGCCUGAGGGCACCUUCAAACUGGUGGCUAUGCUUUGAGCUCCUGGUCAAGGCUGUUGGAUUGAGACUGGAGCCCAAGUGACAGGAGCGGGUGGUACCAGAAGUCAAGGGUUGGGGUGACAACGGGUUCCUGAGGAAGAAGAGUAUGAAGUGACUUUGGAGACCUGACCUGGGGGCAAGAAUAAAGUUAGUUGAAUCGAGUC
This is a messenger RNA of Pipistrellus kuhlii (Kuhl's pipistrelle), 718 nucleotides long. It is a transcript of the gene MRPL27, whose product is annotated as mitochondrial ribosomal protein L27. The transcript has 4 exons. Bases 108 to 554 code for a protein of 148 amino acids. Gene Ontology annotation, cellular component: mitochondrial large ribosomal subunit; ribosome. Gene Ontology annotation, molecular function: structural constituent of ribosome. Gene Ontology annotation, biological process: translation. NCBI's taxonomy places the organism in Eukaryota, Metazoa, Chordata, Mammalia, Chiroptera, Vespertilionidae. The record is from RefSeq and is a predicted model, not a curated record.